GAACAGACCUUCCGGUCCUACACUCCCCAACAAGGCGCGGCCUACGCCCAAUACCGCACGAACUACCACGAAACUCUCUACGCACUCGUCCUGCGCGUCCACACUUCUACUGGCGGCAAACUCAACUCCCUCCUCGACAUCGGCUGCGGCCCCGGCACUGCCACAGCCUCCCUCGCACCACACUUCACAACCGCCCUCGGCCUCGAUGCCUCAGAGGGCAUGAUUGCCACCGCCCGCGAGCUCCACCCCUCUACCACCUCCACCCCCAAUCUCACCUUCGCCGUCUCUGCAGCGGAGAGUCUGGGUGCAAAUCUUGAUCCCCCUGUUGCAAGCAACAGCGUCGACCUGAUCACCGCCGCGACUGCGGCUCACUGGUUCGACAUGCCCGGCUUCUGGCGCGCCGCAGCGCGAGUCGUGAAGCCAGGCGGCAGCGUGGCGCUAUGGACAGGUAAUCAAUUCCGUGUCCACCCCGAUGUGCCGGGCGCGGCGCGCAUCCAGGCCCGGAUGGAUGAGUUGAAUGCGGAGUACUUGCGUGCCUAUUUCGAACCGGGAACGGACGCAGCGCACGGCUUAUAUCGUAAUUUGGGGAUGCCGUGGAGCGUGGAGCCUGCUGUUGAGGAAUUUGAGCGGGAGAGUGUGUUUCGGAGGGAGUGGGUUCCUGGAAAGGAAGGUGUUGGGGAGGAGUUUUUUGAGAGGCGGGUCGAUGAGAGGGUGAGUUUGGAUGUUAUGGAGAGGAUGAUGGGGACGGCGAGUCCGGUGACGAGGUGGAGGGAGGCGAAUGGGGGAAAGGUGGGGACGGAGGAGGAUGUGGUUAGGGUUAUUAGGAGGGAGGUGGAGAGGAUCUUGAGGGAGGAAGGGGUAGAGGAAGGGAAGGAGUGGUUGAAGGCCAGUGUGACUGGGGUUUUGCUUGUUGUUAAGAAGAAG
This is a messenger RNA of Pseudovirgaria hyperparasitica, 924 nucleotides long. Its product is annotated as S-adenosyl-L-methionine-dependent methyltransferase. Gene Ontology annotation, molecular function: S-adenosylmethionine-dependent methyltransferase activity. Lineage: Eukaryota; Fungi; Ascomycota; Dothideomycetes; Acrospermales; Acrospermaceae. The annotation marks the transcript as partial. The record is from RefSeq and is a predicted model, not a curated record. The transcript has a single exon.